GCCCUCCCUCGUUCUCUUUCCUUCAUCACCCCCUCCUUGGCCCGUCUCUCGUUAAAAGGCCUCCCUCCUUUGUCCCUUCCUUCCCUUUGGAACGUAGAGUCAUCAUGAUCCACGCACUCGCUGCCGCCGUCCUCGCGCUCCCGCUCACCGCUGUCGCCCACACGCCGACCUACAUGCGCCGUGCGGCCAACUACACCAUCGAGGACCACUACCAGGGAGAGGACUUCCUGAACUGGACGUUCUUCAGCGACUCGGACCCGACGGCGGGCCUGGUCACCUACCUCGAUGCCAACGCUGCUAUCGGUAGUGGUCUUGCGACCGUCGACUGCGACAACGUGACCACGCUUGCUGUCGACACCAACCAAACCGUGGCUAACGGCGGCACGCGUAACUCCGUCCGCAUCAGCUCGGAGAAGACUUACAGCUCCGGUCUCUUCAUCGCCGACUUUGCCCAGAUGCCCGUUGGCUGCGGUACCUGGCCCGCGUACUGGACGGUCAGCGCGACUGCCACAUGGCCCCAGGGCGGCGAGGUCGAUAUCAUCGAGGGUGUCAAUCGUAACACGCAGAAUCAGAUCACCCUUCACUCCGGUGAUGGCUGCACGCUUAGCGGCUCGCCCAACACCACUUCCCAUCUUCUAGGCACGCAGUGCGCUAGCUCCAACGACAACGAUGCUGGCUGUGCCUACCAGCAGGAUGACACGACUUCCUUCGGCGCGGGCUUCAAUGGUGCGGGUGGAGGUGUCUUUGCGCACCUCUGGAACACGGAUGGCAUCACUGUCUGGUACUUCCAGCGCAAUGCCAUUCCCUCCGACAUCACGAACAAGAACCCCGACCCGACCAGCUGGGGCACGCCGGCUGCGGCCUUCCCUAGCACCAGCUGCGACAUGGCCAGCCACUUCUACGACCACUCCAUUGUCAUCGACACCACGAUCUGCGGUGACUGGGCAGGCCCGGCGUACGCUGCCUCGGGUUGCCCUGGUACGUGCCAGGACGCCGUCGCCAACGCGACGAACUUUGUCGACGCGCAGUGGAAGAUCAACUACAUCUCUGUCUACCAGUAGAUGCACCUCGCAUGGUCUCUCGUUCCCCGUUAACGACGUCCGCACCGUACCUAGUUUUCAUUUAAACCCGCAUCGCAUCCUCUGACCCCCGCAACUCGCCUCAUGCAGCGCGCACCUAGCUCUAGUCUCGUAUACCUGAUGUCCUACUGAUUUUGCUAUUUAUCACCGACCUUCGGCCGGGCACCCGCAUCUGCUUCUCUUGUUCACGUCGGUGAUGAGUGUCCAUAGCUAUAGAUAGCGCAAUUCCUUACGUCUCCUUACUUACAAGUUACCAGUCCCCGCGUGGGCGCGCGUAGACGUCGCUUGCUCGCUUAUACGGUUGCUACAUACCUCGAUACUCUGCUGCACGGGCGGGCCCGCCCGAUCCUCGACGGAGCGGUGUUGCAGCCGCCGCGUACCACUCUGGGUCCUCGGGCUGCGUCCGAGGCGAUGCUAUCAUUAUUAUUGCUGCACAUGUGAAUGCAAUAUCUUUUCCUGCGGUA
Messenger RNA from Fomitopsis serialis, 1543 nucleotides. RefSeq names its product concanavalin A-like lectin/glucanase domain-containing protein. The transcript is spliced from 4 exons. Gene Ontology annotation, biological process: glucan catabolic process. The record is from RefSeq and is a predicted model, not a curated record. NCBI's taxonomy places the organism in Eukaryota, Fungi, Basidiomycota, Agaricomycetes, Polyporales, Fomitopsidaceae. Gene Ontology annotation, molecular function: hydrolase activity, hydrolyzing O-glycosyl compounds. Bases 105 to 1061 code for a protein of 318 amino acids.